AUGGUCGGCGCCAAGAUCGACGGCACGCAGAUCGCCAAGGGCAUCCGGGAGAAUCUUAAGACUGAGAUUGAGCAGCUUCGGAAUGCCAAUCCUCGUUUCCAGCCCAGUUUGGUCAUCUUCCAAGUGGGGAACCGUUCAGACUCCAGCACCUAUGUCCGCAUGAAGUUGAAGGCCGCUGAGGAGGCCAAUAUCCACUGCAAGAUCAUCGGCUUCCCCGACACCGUUGCCCAGCCUGAGCUGCUCCAGGAGAUCACCAAGGCCAACAAUGACCCCUCCGUGCACGGCAUCCUCGUUCAGCUGCCGCUCCCCCAGCACCUCUCCGAGCACACCGUCACCUCCGCCGUCGCGGACGAGAAGGACGUCGAUGGCUUCGGCGCCGUCAACAUCGGGGAGCUGUCCAAGCGCGGCGGGCGGCCGCUCUUCGUCCCCUGCACGCCCCAGGCCGUCAUGGAGCUCCUGCGCGUCAGCGGAGUCGAUCCCUCUGGCAAGGAGGCCGUCGUCCUGGGCCGCAGUGACAUCGUCGGCAGCCCCGUCAGCUACCUGCUGAAGAACGCCGACGCCACCGUCACCCUCUGCCACUCCAAGACCCCCAACGUCGACCGCAUUGUCCGCUCCGCCGACAUCGUCGUCGCCGCCAUCGGCAAGACCGAGUUCGUCAAGGGCGAGUGGCUCAAGCCCGGCGCCGUCGUCAUCGACGUCGGCAUCAACUACAAGCCCGACGCCUCCAAGAAGUCCGGACAGCGCCUCGUCGGCGACGUCGAGUUCGACUCCGCCGUCCAGGUCGCCUCGCAGAUCACCCCCGUCCCCGGCGGCGUCGGCCCCAUGACCGUCGCCAUGCUGAUGCAGAACGUCGUCAACGCCGCCAAGGCCUACUUCGAGCGUCAGCGCGACCGCCAGAUCACCCCGCUGCCCAUCCGCCUGCAGCGGCCCGUCCCCUCCGACAUCGCCAUCUCCCGUGCCCAGUACCCUAAGGAGAUCACCGACCUGGCCGCCGAGGUCGGUAUCGCCUCGCACGAGCUGGAGCCCUACGGCCACACCAAGGCCAAGAUCAGCCUCGGCGUGCUUGACCGCCUGGCCCACCGCCGCAAUGGCCGCUACAUCCUCGUCUGCGGCAUCACCCCGACCCCGCUGGGUGAGGGCAAGUCCACCACCACCCUCGGCCUGACCCAGGCCAUCGGCGCCCACCUCAACCGCAUUGUCUUCGCCAACGUGCGCCAGCCCAGCCAGGGCCCCACCUUCGGCAUCAAGGGCGGUGCCGCCGGCGGCGGCUACUCCCAGGUCAUCCCCAUGGACGAGUUCAACCUGCAUCUGACGGGUGACAUCCACGCCAUCACCGCCGCCAACAACCUGCUGGCCGCUGCCAUCGAGACCCGCAUGUUCCACGAGGCCACCCAGAAGGACGGCCCGCUCUACCGCCGCCUGGUCCCCGCCAAGGACGGCGUCCGCCAGUUCAAGCCCAUCAUGUUCCGCCGCCUGAACAAGCUGGGCAUCACCAAGACGAACCCGGACGAGCUGACCCCGGAGGAGAUCAACCACUUUGCCCGCCUCGACAUCGACCCCGAAACCAUCACCUGGCGCCGCGUCCUCGACGUGAACGACCGUCACCUGCGCGGCGUCACCGUCGGCCAGGCCCCCACCGAGCGCGGCCUGUCCCGCGAGACCGGCUUCGACAUCUCCGUCGCCAGUGAGUGCAUGGCCAUCCUGGCCCUCAGCACCAGCCUGGCGGACAUGCGCGAGCGCCUCGGCCGCAUGGUCGUCGCCACCUCGCGCCGCGGCGAGCCCGUCACCUGCGACGACAUCGGUGCCGGCGGCGCCCUGGCCGCGCUGAUGCGGGACUCGAUCAAGCCCAACCUGAUGCAGAGUCUCGAGGGUACGCCCGUCCUCGUCCACGCGGGCCCCUUCGCCAACAUCAGCAUCGGCGCCAGCUCCGUCAUCGCCGACAAGCUGGCCCUCAAGCUGGCCGGUACCGAGCCUGACGAGGACCACGACGCCAAGACCGGCUUCGUCGUCACCGAGGCCGGCUUCGACUUCACCAUGGGCGGUGAGCGCUUCUUCAACAUCAAGUGCCGCGCCUCCGGCCUGGAGCCCGACACCGUCGUCAUCGUCGCCACCGUGCGCGCCCUCAAGGUGCACGGCGGCGGGCCCGAGAUCAGCCCCGGCGCCCCGCUGCCCGAGGUCUACCGCACCGAGAACGUCGACGUGCUGCGCGCGGGCUGCGUCAACCUGCGCAAGCACAUCUCCAACGCCCGCCAGUACGGCAUCCCCGUCGUCGUCGCCAUCAACCGCAUGGCCAGCGACACCGAGGCCGAGAUCGCCGUCAUCCGCGAGGAGGCCAUCGCUGCCGGUGCCGAGGACGCCAUCGCCGCCAACCACUGGGCCGACGGCGGCGCCGGCGCCGUCGACCUGGCCAAGGGCGUUCUGGCCGCCAGCUCCAAGCCCAAGAACUUCCGUCUGCUGUACGACCUCAACGGCUCGAUCCAGGAGCGCAUCGAGCGCAUCGGCAAGGAAAUGUACGGCGCCGCCGCGGUCGAGUUCAGCGAGCUGGCCCAGCAGAAGGUCGAUGCCUACACCGCCCAGGGCUUCGCCAACCUGCCCAUCUGCAUCGCCAAGACGCAGUACUCGCUCAGCCACGACCCGGCCCUCAAGGGCGCCCCGACCGGAUUCACCGUGCCCAUCCGCGACGUGCGCCUGGCCGUCGGCGGCGGCUAUCUCUACGCGCUCGCGGCCGACAUCCAGACUAUCCCGGGCCUGCCCACGGCGCCGGGGUAUCUGAACGUCGACAUCGACCCCGAGACCGGCGAGAUCGACGGUCUGUUCUAG
Messenger RNA from Aspergillus campestris IBT 28561, 2820 nucleotides. RefSeq names its product C-1-tetrahydrofolate synthase. The record is from RefSeq and is a predicted model, not a curated record. Gene Ontology annotation, cellular component: cytosol. NCBI's taxonomy places the organism in Eukaryota, Fungi, Ascomycota, Eurotiomycetes, Eurotiales, Aspergillaceae. The transcript is spliced from 4 exons. The coding region runs from base 1 to 2820 and encodes 939 amino acids. Gene Ontology annotation, biological process: tetrahydrofolate interconversion. Gene Ontology annotation, molecular function: methenyltetrahydrofolate cyclohydrolase activity; methylenetetrahydrofolate dehydrogenase (NADP+) activity; formate-tetrahydrofolate ligase activity.